Messenger RNA from Caenorhabditis auriculariae, 3299 nucleotides. The record is from the annotation of a GenBank genome assembly. NCBI's taxonomy places the organism in Eukaryota, Metazoa, Nematoda, Chromadorea, Rhabditida, Rhabditidae.
AUGGGUCUGGAGAUGUUCACCAUGCACAACAAGGUGUUGACGUCGGUGGAAGGCCGAAUACAGGAGAACAAUGCACGUCUUCUGAUCGCCGUAGGCGUCGUCGUCACUUACCUCUUCAUCGGGGCCCUCGUUUUUGUCAGGUUUUUACCAAAGGAAAAAAAUUUCAGAAACUUCUCAUUUAAGUGUCAAUAUUGAGUUUUUUUCCUCGAAAUUUCUUUCCGUUCACAAAAAAAGAUCUUUCUUACAGGAUAGAAUAUCCUUUGGAGAAAAUUGAGCGAGAAACCUACAGAGAAUACCGCGAGCAGUGGGAACAACGGCUGGUCGGACUUGGCAUUACAGGUUUAUUUCUGUACUCUACAGCCCAAUCAGAUUGGAAAAAGUCGGAAGAAACUCUUUUUUGUAUAGAAAUUUCCUUUUUUACCUUGUUGCAUGCCGCGCAGUAAGUGUUUGGUUCUAGAAGUUGGCGUUAUUUUUGUGUUGUGAUAAGAAAUUGAUUAGCAUCCUCGCUCCGUUCUAGGUCCAAACAUUUGCUCCAAUUUUUUUUAAUUUUUUGAAAUCGUACUCUUGUCGGUUAGUUCUAGAGAAAUCAUUUUAAGUUUUUAUUCAUUGAAUCACAUAGGGAUAAUUAUUUCACGAGAAAUUUCUCGUGACUCUUUGCAACUUUAGAAUGUGUAUCGCAAAAGAAUGAAUGAAAAGUUGAAAUUGAGAGAGAAAAAUUUAAUUUUUCCAUUAACUUUUUUUUUUUUCUGUAAGAAAGACUUCGAAAUGACAAUAUUGUGCCUCAAAGUUAUUCAUAAGUUUCUCAUAAUUUUUCUAGUUUUUCAAAGAAUCAAUGAGAUUUAAUGUCAGAUUUUUCUUGCUUUAUUAGUUUCUCAUAAGUUUCUUAUUAAUUAAUCGAGUUUCUGGAUUUCUAGAUUUUAUGGUAUCCCAUUUUGAUUUUACUGCGGCGCUCUCUCUUCUGAAUCCAAAGAAUUCAGUGUUAUUCAGUGGUUGUGUGUUGAACCGUAUGCGUGUUGUGGAGAGCCGACGGAGCCGAAUCCUUCGUCUGAUCGUCCUUCUGGGAGUACCGGCCCUCGGUUUCUACCUCGUCCUCGGCGCCUACGUCAUCCAGACGCUCGAGCUCCAGAGCGACAUCGAGGCUCGUCAAAAAUUUCGCGAAGCCGUCGAAGACUUCAAACUCCGCAACGAUGUCAACCGUAAGCUCGUUUGCAUGCUAGUUAUGUGGACGGAUUAGUUUUUGGAGAUUUUGUUCCACGGAGACCUUUGAACUCUAUUCUGAGCGAUAAACAGCAUAACUAUUUGUUUUUCCAAAUCCUUCAAUCAAUAAAUGUUUAAAAAGAAAAUAAUGCGUGUAGAUUGAAUGACUCGAUUUUUUUUUUAGAAUAAAUUUCAGAAACUGAGAUAGACCGACUAUUUUCUGACAUCCGAGAGGCGGCCCUCAACGGCAUAUGGAUGGAUAAAAACGUGACCAGCGACCCCAACUGGACUUUUGGCCAGGCGUUUUUCUUCGCCGGAACUCUCAUCAGUACCGUCGGUCAGUUUUUCUGAUUUCCCCCGAAAAUCGACGACAAAUGAAGUCUUUUAUGGGACUUUCUUUCUGAAACUUUUGUUUUUUUUCUGUAGACUUGCAAACGCUGGUUUCACCUGUUGAAUAGUGAAAAAUAGUUUCCAUAAUUUAAAAUACUUCGAGUAGAAUAGCUAUCCCUUUCACCCCUUAAAAUUUUGUGCUUUCUCAAGCUUUUCAUGCAGAAACCUUGUUCUCAUAGGCAGUUAAUAGCCGGUGAAUCAUUGGAAAACGGGUUUCUACUCCGUUUAAGGCUUGACUCGCUCUCGAAAUGUUCGAGUGUAACUUCACACCAUUUCCGACUAUUUCAAAGCACCAUUACGAGUCGUUUUGAUACGCUUUUAAACUAAAAUCAAGUUCGAAAACAUGCUUGACUGUAUUAUUCGGUUUCAGGUUAUGGAAGAGUUUCUCCAAGAACUGAGCAUGGAAAGCUAUUCACGAUAUGCUAUUGUGUUAUUGGUUAGUCUUUUUAAGAUCUUUUUAUAAGCUCUCAAACCUCUGAGUUAUCGAAUAUCCUUGUCAAAAGAUUAUUUGUAUUUGCUUUCUUUUUUUUUUUUGUAACCUUCCUUUCUUGGGUUGAAAUUUUGAAUUUUUUGUUGAACCGUGUUUCGAAGACCCAAGCUUUGUAUCCGGGAUUGAAGAGGCUCUUUUUAGGAAUCCCGCUGACCUUGGCUCUUCUGUCGGCAAUCGUGGCGCGGAUGAGGGCUCCUUCGCAUCGGCUCCGCGGACUCCUCAACCAGAAACUCGGCCAUUUGUUCCCUCCAGCCCACAUCCAGGUGAUUCUUUACUUCGGUUGACAAUGAGAGUUUUUCUUGUCGCAAAAUAACAGACACACUCUCAUGUAGAAAAUAAAAACAACCGUCAGGAAUGACGCAAGUCAAGCUGGAGCAUAUUUGUAUCAGUUUUUCUUCUUUUUUAUUUGCUCAAACAUUAAAACAGCUUUACCGCAAGAUAUAAAGAGUAAGGUUCAAGGUUUUCAUUUUAAUCGGAAACUUCAAUUGUAAGAAAACUCCAGGGCAUCCACCUCGGAGUCAUCACUUCUGCACUGCUUCUCUUUGUUUUCCUCAUUCCGGCCUGGGUUUUCACAACGAUCGAGCCUGAAUGGACCUAUUUGGACGCUUUUUACUAUUGCUUCGUCUCUCUUACCACGAUUGGAUUAGGCAGGUUUUGAGUUAUGAUGAAAAAAGGUUUUGUUUUCGUUGGAAGUUUUUUUGGUUUUAUGACCGCGUUUGUGAUUUUUUUUUUCCUUGGUAGGAGAUGACAUUAAAAAAAUUAAUCAGAUCAAAUCAGCUCCCAGAAAAAAAAAAUUCAAUUUUGGUUUCGACUCAUUUUUCAUCAAAGAUAAUGGUAGAAAUUAUUAUUGUAUAAGGCAAGUUUAUUUUUUUCAGGAGACUACGAACCUGGUGACCAUCCAGACCAACCUAUGCGCGGAGUUUAUAAGAUUGGAGCGACUUGUGAGUCGAAAUGCCCAUUUUUAACUUUUUCCGAGGUUCCAGUGUACCUCAUGGGCGGUCUUUGCUGCAUGAUGUUGUUCCUGGCGACGCUCUACGACGUCCCACAGCUCAAUCUUCUUUCUUUCCUCGUCAAAAGCGAAGAGGAAUCACGUCUCAACGAGGUUCCUCUCAAUCGUCCUUUUGAUUUGAAAACAACGUAAUUUGAGGACGAAACGACAAAGUACGACAGAUUUCCAGCAACAACAUCUGUAGAAAACGGCCUUUACGGCAGUGUCCAGUGA